Photinus pyralis (common eastern firefly) is the source of this 1870-nucleotide messenger RNA. RefSeq names its product phenoloxidase-activating factor 1-like. Gene Ontology annotation, molecular function: serine-type endopeptidase activity. Lineage: Eukaryota; Metazoa; Arthropoda; Insecta; Coleoptera; Lampyridae. Gene Ontology annotation, biological process: proteolysis. Bases 1 to 1839 code for a protein of 612 amino acids. The record is from RefSeq and is a predicted model, not a curated record. The transcript has 7 exons.
AUGUCAGUUGGAAUUACCAAACUUAAGGCCCCCUUCACGUGCAGUUUUGGACUGACGCUCCUUCAGUUAAAUCCAAACUCGCACGUGAAGGGCUUAAACAUGCCAGGUGUGCUUCAGUUGCGGCACGGAGCGAAGAAAUCAAAUCGUACUAAAUUCCUGGCGCGAACUGACAGCAAGAUUGGCUCCAUGGUUGGCAUCGAUUCGAGCACGGGCGAGCUCGUUACUAUAUGUGCAGGAGUUUUAAUCAAUCAACGAUACGUGGUGACACCGGCCGAGUGCUUGCUUAAAGAGAGAUUGCCGGCGAGGGUCGUCCAACUGGGCAUUUCCUACGGGGGAAGCAACGCGCGCAUAACAGAAACGACCCUAAGAACUUUUUACCUAAUCCAGAAGGAAGUCCUACACCCACUUUACGAAUCGAAAGCCUCCCAACAUAACAUUGCUCUGCUUCGACUCAAUCGAUUGGUGCAUUACACUGAAUACAUUCAACCGAUCUGUUUGCCUUUCCACAAGAAAAUCCCUUCACUUGGCAGCACGGUUUAUACGACGAUCUGGGGUAAAAUUCUCUUCGCAUCCCUACCACGAUCAAAAGAAACCGUGCCCUCCUCACUGAGCGCGAAUCAAUUUCUGAUUACCUCAAGCACGUGGAGUAACUCAACUAAUGACCUCUGCGAUGCAUACGUUGGCUCUCCGAUCGAGUUUAAGCAGAAUAACCAAUCGUACCUUUUGGGAAUACUCACGGUCAACUGCGAAGCGACUUACCUCAAUAUAUUUAACUACCGAAGAUGGAUCGAGGGCAACGUGCAGUCAAACUAUGAUGUUUGCACCACGCCGGAGAACGCGACACGUUGGUGUAUCCCCUUGGACAACUGCCCCGUACUACUUCACGCGUUUGCUAAUCCCAAAGAAAAAUAUGAGGACUAUCUAGGCGGGUACAUUUGCUCAAACGACCAACUCGGCGGAUUUCAGGUCUGCUGUCCCACAAGCUUGGAUUCAACCGAACUCCAGGCCGAGUCAACAGGUCUGAACGGCCUGUCGAACAAACAGUUCUGUGGCUAUCAACAUCGGGACGACUAUUAUUCGAACGACAGCAGCAUUGCGUUAGAUGAAUUCCCGUGGUUAGCGACUGUGCGCGCUGUUAAUCCGUUGACAAAUGUCGAGUACAUCGCGUGUUCGGGUUCGUUAAUUAACAAUCGAUACGUUAUCACAUCGGCGCGAUGCUUGAGUCGGCUACCGCAAACAGCUUUAGUUCGACUUGGCGAGUAUAACGUUUUAAACAAAACCGACUGCAUGUUUCUAACGGAAAUUGGUACCGAAGAUUGUAGCGAGUACGAGGAUUUUGGCAUUGAAACGGCGGUAGUUCAUCCGUUUUACGAUCCAUGGACUUACAAGAACGAUAUUGCACUCAUAAGAUUGAACGGCACAGUUUUAUUUUCUGAAACCAUCCGUCCGAUAUGUCUGCCGAUACCGUCUCUAUUUAAAAUAGCAGAUACGACCGACGAAUUUUACUCGUCAAGCUUUACCUCGCCAAAGCUAUGGGGAACGGAUUACAUGAAGAAGAAGCUGUACUUCUCGUUGACCGAGAAUGAGGAUUGCGAACAUAAGCAUCCAUUAACCCGUUACCAAAUGUGCCUGCGACCGAAAGCGAUGCCGACCGAUCGAUUUCUGUCGUGUUACGAUGACGAAGCCGCGCCGGCCAUGAUCUCGCACAGAGGCCAAUGGACGUUGGAGGGAAUUUCGACCGAGCGAAAAUCGUUCUGCGAUGCCUCCCAGCCUGUAGUUUUAUCGAAAAUAUCUUCGUACCUACCGUGGCUGCGUGAAAAUGUAUUGCAAAAUGUUUAAGUGACUCUUUUAAACAGUUCCAUGUUAAAAU